This is a messenger RNA of Alosa alosa (allis shad), 536 nucleotides long. It is a transcript of the gene gngt1, whose product is annotated as guanine nucleotide binding protein (G protein), gamma transducing activity polypeptide 1. Gene Ontology annotation, biological process: G protein-coupled receptor signaling pathway. Gene Ontology annotation, cellular component: heterotrimeric G-protein complex. The transcript has 3 exons. Lineage: Eukaryota; Metazoa; Chordata; Actinopteri; Clupeiformes; Clupeidae. Bases 66 to 290 code for a protein of 74 amino acids. The record is from RefSeq and is a predicted model, not a curated record. Gene Ontology annotation, molecular function: G-protein beta-subunit binding.
AGAGAGAGGAGUAGGAUUCUCAAAAAGUUUUCAGAGGUGAAGACAACUCACCAUAAACGGCAACAAUGCCGAUCAUAGACGUUGAAAACUUAACAGACUUGGAGAAAGCUAAAAUGGAGGUAGAUCAAAAAAAGAAGGAAAUACUGCUCGAGCGAGCAAUGACGUCAAAAUGCUGUACUGAAUUUAUGGAGCUUGUCCAGGCUGGAGCUGAUGAGGAUCCCCUUGUGAAAGGCAUUCCAGAGGACAAGAACCCUUUCAAGGAGAUCAAAGGUGGAUGUGUCAUUUGCUAGAGUGGACUGAGGAAUCGCCUUCCUUUGUAGCCCUACUUCUAGUGCAAUUUGGAGACCUGCUGCCACCAAAUAAAUCAUAGCCGGAUGAGCAGGAUCCAUUAGAACAUGGAUUGAUAUGCAAACAGAUUUGAAAGUUUUUAUCACACCUUUGUAAAAAAACAAAGACUUCUCCUAAUCAAGGCCCUUUCUGAUUGUACAGUGUGUUUCCCCUUGAAAGUGACAAUAAAUCACAAGUCGUUUGUGCAA